CAAAGAGAUAUGAUAUCAGUCUUUCAUCUAUUUGCAGAAGAUGACAAGAAUGGACAGAGUGGUAUCACAAAAUGAUAUCCUUCUCAUUUUUUUUGUUGUGGUUAAAAGUUGAUAUGAAUUUUGAACCACAUUAUGCUUCUUUACAUCCAUGUCCGACAAGUAGGCAGGAAAUGAAAAGAAGGAGCUCCGAUGGCGGCGGUAAGCGGCAACAAACCUCAUGUAUUGGCCGUUCCACUUCCGGCCCAAGGCCACGUGAAGCCGCUCAUGAGCCUUUGUCGCCAAAUAGCCAAACACGGCAUUAAAGUUACCUUUGUCAAUGUAGAGUCUAUCCAUCACAAAAUACUUUCCGCAUCCCCUCAACAGCUGCACGAUGAAGAUGAUUCCGAUAACAACAUAGUGAUGGAAACCGUCCCCGACGGUCUCACUCCUGAAGACGACCCAAACAACCCCUUUACGCUGCUCGAGACUCUCCCAAAGACAAUGCCGCAAACAUUAAUGGAUUUGAUUCAAAGGAUCAACUCCUCCAAUCCUAACGAGAAGGUUACCUGCCUCAUUGCUGACAUGUCAUUUUCAUGGAUUUUCGACAUUGCAGAUAAGAUGGGAGCCGAGCCUGUCGGUUUCUCGCCCCCUUCCGUCGCCUGCUUGGCCGUCUUGCUUCACGCUCCCAAACUCUUGGAGCAAGGAGUUCUCAAUACAAAUGGAUCUCUCCAAAACGGGGAUGCAAUUAGCCUUUCCAAUGAUAUACCUUCUUGGAGGAAAGAUGAGCUUCCAUGGUGUUUCUCCGACGACCUACAAACGGAAAAGGUCUUAUUCGAAGCUGUAAAAGGAUACAAAGAAGCUAGUAAGGCAAAGUGGUGGCUUUGCAAUUCUUGUCAUGAGCUCGAACCUACAGCUUCCGAGUUGCUCCCGAACGUCUUUCCAAUCGGGCCCUUAAAUUUACUCGACUCCAACAAUGUCAAGUCAACCAAUUUCUUCUCUGAAGAUUCAUCCUGCUUACGCUGGUUAGAUUCCCAAGUAGAUAGAUCCGUGGUAUAUGUUUCCUUCGGAAGUUUAGCAGUUUUCUCUCAGCAGCAGUUGGAUGAGUUGGCUCUCGGGCUUCAGCUAUUGGGCCGGGCUUUUCUCUGGGUUGUCAGGCCCGAUCUUGCCAACGGGUCGCGGGUCGUUUACCCUCCUGGGUUCGGGACUGGGCUCGGGAUGACGGUGGAAUGGGCGCCUCAAAAUAGAGUCCUUUCGCAUCCAUCCAUUGGAUGUUUCGUGUCACACUGUGGAUGGAACUCGACUAUUGAAGGUGUGAGCAAUGGGGUCCCUUUCUUAUGUUGGUCCUAUUUCGCCGACCAGUUGCAUAAUGAGAGGUACAUUUGUGAAAAGUGGGGGAUUGGAUUGAAAAUUGAUUUUGAUGAAGAGGGUAUUAGAUCUAGAUAUGAAAUCAAGACCAAAGUUGACAUGCUUUUUUCUGAGAACAAGUUCAAGGAAAACGCAUUGAAAUUGAAGGAAUUGUGUAGCAAGAGUGUUGCCGAUGGUGGAAAGUCUUGCAACAAUCUAAAAAAAUUUAUCGAUCAUCUUCAUAGGAAAUGAAGGAUAGUUUUUAUUUAUUCCUAAAAUUAUUUUAUUGCUCA
Salvia splendens (bonfire salvia) is the source of this 1616-nucleotide messenger RNA. RefSeq names its product UDP-glycosyltransferase 83A1. Gene Ontology annotation, molecular function: quercetin 3-O-glucosyltransferase activity; quercetin 7-O-glucosyltransferase activity. The record is from RefSeq and is a predicted model, not a curated record. Lineage: Eukaryota; Viridiplantae; Streptophyta; Magnoliopsida; Lamiales; Lamiaceae. Bases 190 to 1575 code for a protein of 461 amino acids. The transcript is spliced from 2 exons.